Molecule: messenger RNA, 1509 nt
Organism: Closterium sp. Yama58-4
Lineage: Eukaryota; Viridiplantae; Streptophyta; Zygnematophyceae; Desmidiales; Closteriaceae
Source: the annotation of a GenBank genome assembly
AUGCGCCUCAUCGUUACGGUCCUCCUCGUCGCCGCGGUACUAGUUUAUGACAGCGCGGCCGCAGCCGCUCCGGGCGCUUCGAGCUCCGCCGGCGAUCAGCCAUCUCCGUCCGCCCGACAUUCCCUAGGCCGUCGCGUCAACAGCCACCAGUGGCGCCUGAAAACAUUGCGCAAGUUUCUCCCCACAGGCACUGCUGCUACAGCCGGUGCCGCAACUGCUACAGCCAGCAGCGGAGCAGCGGCGAAACCCGCCACUGCUACAGCCAGCAGCGGAGCUGCGGCGAAACCAUUGGUGACCCCUGCCUCGGCGUCUACGUGUCAAGCGUCGACGCUCGCGGGUUACACGAGCUCCGUGGACCUUUCAGGCAAAGGACUCAUCCUUCAUUGGAAAAAGUCAACGGGGUCGACGAUCGACCUGGCGCUCGAGGCCAAGUCAACGAGCGGCGCGGCGAGCGGGUGGUUCGCGGUGGCGUGGACCAACGGCGGCAUGUUCAACUCCGACGCGGUCAUCGGGAACCUCGCGACGGCCAGCGGCGUCGGCACGUACGCGAUAUCGAGCUACUCGAGUGUGACUCCCACGACGCGCUUCGCCAUCACCGGCACGAGCGUUACCGCGUCGGGUGGAAGAACUGUUGUGAAGUUCACGCGCGCGUCGGGGAACGGGCUCGUGCCGGUGAAGGUGGCCGGGAGCAACAAGCUCGUCUGGGCUUACUCGGAGUCUGGAAGCUCGAAGACUGUUGCCAAUCAUGGCGGCUCGCACAGAGGAGCCAAGACCGUCGAUUUCUCUUGUGACGGCACAGCCUCUGGGUCAGGCUCGGGGUCAGGCUCGGGAUCAGGCUCGGGCACCGGAGCAGGCACAUGCACGGAAAACACAGGCGUGAGCGGCACGGCAUGCCCUGCGUCCACCCUCUGCGGCUACUCCUACCAGGCGCAGAUAAAACCUGGUGUGCUGCUGCACUGGAAACCCACGUCAGCCACGCAGCUGGACAUGGCAGUGGAGCUCAAGAGCAGCAGCGGUGCCAGCAACGGCUGGUUCUCCCUCGGCUGGGCCUCUGGAGGAGGCAUGGCUCCCGCCGAUGCUGUCAUUGGCAACAGGGACGGGGGACUCGUCAGCCCGUAUUACAUUGACGGCUACACCAUGGCCUCAUUAAAAGGUGGCUCGUUUGACAUUGGCAGCAGCGCUGGGACCGUGACCUCUGCUACAGGGUCCACAGUGAUCCAAUUCUCGCGCACGGCCAACACGGGGUCUAUUCCCAUGAAGAUGAGCGGCGUACAUCGGAUCAUAUGGGCGCACUCACCCACCAACUCCAAGACCCUUGGCUUUCACUUCACUGCCGCUGGUCAUACCUCUGUGGACUUUUCCUGUGCCACUGCACCAUCUACGGAGACUGGUCUUAAAGCAGUGGGGCCUUUGGUCUACCAGUUCAUCACUUGGCUUGCCGGGUCACUCUUCGGCCUCAACAAGUCACAGAUGUACACAUCGCACACUUCUUCUAGCCCCAUCGGAUAA